AUGGACAUAUCCAUUCUGAUGGUAUAUAUUCAAGAAGUUGAAGAAGAGAACGUUAAGGAUAUACAAGAGUACCAAAACAAGAAGGUCAAGACUAGAAUGAGUCUGGUCAACAGAAAGGUGGUUCAAGCUGACCACAAUUCCAUAAACCAAAUGGCAUUGUCAUCAUCUGCUAGUGCACCAGCACAAAGAAAUCGAAGUUGUUUCAAGUGUGGUCAAGAGGGUCACUUCAUUGGAGAGGGCCCCAAGGACAAGCAAGGAGGUGGAAAUCUGGACAAUAGAUCUCAAAAAUCAUCAGCUGCUCCACUAAACAGGCCUGCACCUAGGGUAUCUACUUCUGGAACAGGCGGAGGAACAAACUUCUUGUAUUCUCUUAAUAAUUGCCAUGAACAAGAGAAUUUUCCAAAUGUUUUCACUGGUAUGAUUUGA
This is a messenger RNA of Solanum pennellii, 426 nucleotides long. RefSeq lists its product as uncharacterized. Gene Ontology annotation, molecular function: zinc ion binding; nucleic acid binding. NCBI's taxonomy places the organism in Eukaryota, Viridiplantae, Streptophyta, Magnoliopsida, Solanales, Solanaceae. Bases 1 to 426 code for a protein of 141 amino acids. The transcript is spliced from 2 exons. The record is from RefSeq and is a predicted model, not a curated record.